AUGAAUACUCUUCGAAGAGCAUCCCUUAGCAAGCCUGAGGAGGCAGGCAAGGCAUGGCCUGCCAUCGCCAUCGGCUGUUUCGUCGCCUUUGGUGGUGUCCUCUACGGUUAUGAUACAGGUACCAUCUCUGGUAUCCUAGCUAUGCCCUACUGGCAGCGCCUUUUCAGCACCGGCUACACAGAUGCCAAGGGCAACCCGGCCAUUACAACAGCUCAAGAAUCGAGUAUCGUCUCGAUCCUUUCAGCUGGUACUUUCUUCGGCGCUCUGUCCUCCCCGUUCAUGACAGAUUAUAUCGGCCGUCGUCCUGGUCUUAUGAUUGCAACUUGGGUUUUCAACCUGGGUGUCAUUCUUCAGACUGCUGCUACUGCCAUUCCCAUGUUUUUGGCGGGCAGAUUCUUUGCAGGAUUCGGAGUUGGUCAAAUUUCCGCUAUCAUUCCUCUCUACCAGUCCGAGACAGCCCCCAAAUGGAUUCGAGGUGCCAUCGUCGGUUCAUACCAGUGGGCCAUUACAAUCGGUCUACUACUCGCAGCCAUCGUAAACAAUUCCACAGGAAAGCGUAACGACACAGGCUCUUACCGCAUUCCCAUCGCCGUCCAAUUCGCCUACUCCCUCUUCCUCUUCUGCGGCAUGAUCCUCCUCCCCGAGACUCCUCGAUUCCUCAUCAAGAAAGACCGCCACGAAGACGCAGCUCGCGCUCUUUCAAAGAUCCGUCGUCUUAGUCCCGAUCAUCCUGCCAUCCAGGCUGAGAUCUCCGAGGUCAGGGCGAACCACGACUACGAAAAGACCCUCGGAAAGGCCUCGUACAUCGAUUGCUUCAAACCACCUAUUCUGAAGCGUCAAUUCACAGGCUGUGCACUCCAGGCUUUGCAGCAGCUGACCGGAAUCAACUUCAUCUUCUACUACGGAACCAAGUACUUCCAAAAUUCGGGUAUUUCUAGCGGCUUCACCAUCUCCAUGAUUACAUCAGCUAUCAAUGUUGCUUCUACUCUCCCUGGCAUGUGGGCUAUCGAUAAAUGGGGUCGCAGGCCUCUUCUACUCUGGGGUGCUGUCGGCAUGUGUGUCUCUCAGUUCAUCGUCGCCAUGGCCGGUACCUUCUCCACAGGCCAGAACUCUGAUGGAACCAUCUUUGUUAAGAACCUGGCUGGACAAAAGGCUGCUGUCUCCUUUGUCUGUAUCUACAUCUUCUUCUUUGCCUCUACCUGGGGACCUUUGGCUUGGGUCGUCACCGGCGAGAUCUUCCCCCUCAAGACCCGUGCCAAGUCUCUCAGUAUGACCACUGCUACCAACUGGCUUUUCAACUGGGCUAUCGCUUACUCUACUCCCUACCUCGUCGACUACGGCAGCGGAAAGGCCAACCUCCAGUCCAAGAUCUUCUUCAUCUGGUUCGCGUGCUGUUUCCUGUGCAUCGCCUUCGUCUACUUCUUCAUCUACGAGACCAAAGGACUCUCCCUCGAGGAGGUUGACCAGCUCUACGAUGAAGUUACCGUUGCCAGCAAGUCCAAGCACUGGAAGCCCACCGAGACCUGGGAGCACCGCCAGAGCGUCUCCGGGCCUGGCGGCAAGAUGUUCGGAAACGAAGAGGGACAGGUUUCACACAACGAGAAGCACGAUGCUUGA
This is a messenger RNA of Fusarium sp. VM40, 1617 nucleotides long. NCBI's taxonomy places the organism in Eukaryota, Fungi, Ascomycota, Sordariomycetes, Hypocreales, Nectriaceae. The record is from the annotation of a GenBank genome assembly.